Molecule: messenger RNA, 789 nt
Organism: Penicillium diatomitis
Lineage: Eukaryota; Fungi; Ascomycota; Eurotiomycetes; Eurotiales; Aspergillaceae
Product: BTB/POZ domain-containing protein
Exons: 3
Coding region: 1-789 (262 amino acids)
Molecular function (GO): protein binding
Source: RefSeq, a predicted model, not a curated record
AUGUUCAAACGCUCGUUCUCCUCCAAGCACCGGACAAGAAAACCCGUUAAAACCACCAAAAAAAAGUACGACAAGGAAGUCAAAGAGAAGAUGGAGCGGAACGUGGAGUAUGAUCUUGCAAGAACAAGCGAAAGUCCUCUCAACAGUCUCAUUGUUGUCGUCACCGUUGGAAAGGAAAAGCGCAUUUUCCACGCCCAUGAGGAUGUCUUGACGGUCUCGCCCCAGUUCUAUGAUGAACUGAGAGACCAGAACCCCGACGAGAACGGUAACAAGAAGCUGAGCUUGCCAGAUGAAGAGCCCGAGAUCUUCUCCUGCAUCAUGCAGUUCGUCUAUCAGGGCGACUAUUAUCCGCGCCUCUUCCGCAGCAAACGAACCACCCACUGGUAUCUCGAGAAUGCGACUGAGACCGAUGACUUGAGCUCCAGCGAGCCCACCUUGUUCCAUCGCGGCUUUGGGAAUUUCUUGAUGAGAGACACCGUGGUGUACUGUGCGGCUGUCAAGUACGGUCUGGGACGCCUGAAAAGCCUUGCUCUUCAGAAGCACGCCCUUCAGCUGGGUCUUGAACCCGAAGUGAUCCUGCGCUCCGCACUUUACGCGCAGAACAACCUUCCCACCACAGACGAAGGACUGCCUGCGUGGCACCUCUCCUACAUCGUCCGUCAUCGCCACGACUUCAAGGAGUGUGCGAUGCUGUCGAGGGAGAUGGAGAAGGGGGGCGGCAUGUUUUUCGGUCUCUUCGUGGCCAUGUGCGAGCGCAUGGAUGAGCUCGAGUCGACGCGGUACGUUUAG